Cyprinus carpio (common carp) is the source of this 1031-nucleotide messenger RNA. RefSeq names its product tumor protein D53 homolog. The record is from RefSeq and is a predicted model, not a curated record. Gene Ontology annotation, biological process: positive regulation of MAP kinase activity; positive regulation of apoptotic signaling pathway. Lineage: Eukaryota; Metazoa; Chordata; Actinopteri; Cypriniformes; Cyprinidae. The coding region runs from base 332 to 1018 and encodes 228 amino acids. Gene Ontology annotation, cellular component: cytoplasm. The transcript has 12 exons.
UCACUCAUGACAUCAUCGGUGUGGUAUGCCAAACUCACGUCAUUUUGAGCCGUGUUGCCUCUGGAUUUUCAUUUGGGUUUGAACUUUUAAGAUGUCUUGAGUAAAAUCAGGAACUGACGGCUGUUGUUAUUUACCACGGCAUGUAUUAUUAAAUUAGAAUAUGCUAAUUAUAACAGUUCCCAUUGGUCUGUGGCUGAAGCUGCUCCGGUAAUGGGCGGGGUUUUGAGAGCAGAGAGUGCGUGUGUGGAGCGGUUGUGUUGGACGGGAAUUUCUCUGAACUGAGAGGUGCUGUUAAUGUGAACUGGACCUGCGUUUGCACACUACCGCUGAUAUGGAGCCCAGACAACAGGAGCUGUACUCUAGCGUACUAACUCCUGAAGCAAUAGUAGACUGGGAAGACAGAGAAACUUUCCAUGCAGGUUUUUUGGACAAAGAGCCUCUAAAGGAAGUGGACGAGGAUAUGGUGUCAGAGGUGGAUCUCAACAACACUGUCACAGAAGAGGAGCGAGAGGAAAUGGAGAAUGAACUGAUUAAGUUAGAAGAAGAAAUCAUUACUUUGAAACAAGUCCUGGCCUCCAAAGAAAAGCGUCACUUGGAGCUGAAACAGAAACUAGGGAUCACACCCCUGAAUGAACUGCGACAGAACUUCUCGAGGAGCUGGUACGACAUGCAGACCAGCACAGCGUUUUCUAAAACGUCUGAGACCCUGACCACGGCUGGACAGCGGACCUCAGUGGCCUUCAGUAACCUGGGCAAUGCCAUCAGCAGGAAGUUUGGCGAUAUGAGGUCAUAUUCUCUUGGCUAUUCUAUACGGCAUUCAAUGAGCAUGCCUACAAUGAGGAAUUCGCCUAGUUUCAAUUCCUUUGAGGAAAAAGUCGAAAGCACAGUUUCAAACAUUAAGUCAAAGGUUGGAGGAACAGGAGGUGCGGGCAGUUUUGAAGAUGUCCUGUCUUCAGCAGCCCAAGCCAGCGCCCAGGACACCCCUACUAAUAAUGUGACAGAGAACAGUGAGCACUAAGGGUUUCAAUGGU